Messenger RNA from Setaria italica (foxtail millet), 1358 nucleotides. RefSeq names its product glucan endo-1,3-beta-glucosidase GII. Gene Ontology annotation, molecular function: hydrolase activity, hydrolyzing O-glycosyl compounds. Lineage: Eukaryota; Viridiplantae; Streptophyta; Magnoliopsida; Poales; Poaceae. Bases 147 to 1142 code for a protein of 331 amino acids. Gene Ontology annotation, biological process: carbohydrate metabolic process. Gene Ontology annotation, cellular component: plasma membrane. The transcript has 2 exons. The record is from RefSeq and is a predicted model, not a curated record.
AAAUGGAUUAUUAGGAGACCAGAGACUUAGUCCACUUUAUUUCUGCGAAUAAAUAGGGCAGCCAGCUGCUCAGAACUUUUUCGUGCCAAUCGUGGCUACGAGCAAGAAACAGUCGAGUGCAUCAUCUUGAGUCCGUCCAACUAAGUAUGGCAGGGGAAGGUGUCGCCUCGGUACUAGCCGCCACUGCACUGCUCAUUGGUAUAUUGGCGUCUAUCCCAACAGCGGUGCAUUCCAUCGGCGUGUGCUACGGCACCCAUGGCGACGGCCUACCGUCGGCGGCCGACGUGGUGCAGCUCUACCGGUCCAACGGGAUCAACAGGAUGCGCAUCUACUCCCCUGAUGCCACCAUCCUGAAGGCCCUCCGGGGCUCUGGCAUCGACGUCAUCGUCGAUGAAACCGACCUCAACGCCCUCCUCUCCGACGCGUCCGUUUGGGUCCAAGCAAACGUCCUGCCCUACAAAGACGACGUCAAGUUCAAGUACAUCGCCGUCGGCAACGAGGUCGAAGGCAGCGACACACAGAAGAUCCUUCCGGCCAUGCAGAAACUCAACGCCGCGCUCUCAGCGGCCGGCCUCAGCAAUAUCAAGGUGUCCACGGCUGUCAAAAUGAGCGUGCUCGACACGCCAUCCUCGCCGCCGUCCAACGGUGUGUUCGCCGACCCCUCCAUCAUGGGACCCAUCGUCCAGUUCUUGGCGAGCACCGGCUCGCCACUCCUCGCCAACAUCUACCCCUACUUCGCCUACAAGGGUGCAGAUGGUAACAUCGACCUCAACUACGCGCUCUUCAAGCCGAGUCCUCCGACGUCGAACGGACCCGAGUACACCAACCUCUUUGAUGCCAUGACUGACGCCAUGUACACGGCGAUGGAGAAGGUAGGCGGCUCGAACGUGCCCAUCGUCGUGUCGGAGAGCGGGUGGCCGUCGGAUGGUGGCUUUGGGGCGUCGGUGCAGAAUGCGCAGACCUACAACCAGAACCUGAUCCACCAUGUCGGCAAGGGUACGCCCAAGAGGCCCGGGGCGCUGGAGACUUACAUAUUCGCAAUGUUCAACGAGAACAAGAAAACAGGGGACGAGACAGAGAAGCACUUUGGUCUCUUCAACGGCCAGAACAAGUCGCCAGUGUACACUAUUAGAUUCCAGUGAAAGGGAAGAACGGAAAAGGCUUGAAGAGACUAUUAAUAUACAUACACUUUGCUAUGCCUAUCUCUAGUGUAAGAAAGUAUGCAAUUUUUUGGAUGAAUAAGAUUGAUUAGUGUGGCUUGGUAAUUUUUUGGAUGUUCCCCUCUUCCUUCUUUUAUAGGCACAGUGAUGCCAUGUACUCCCUCCAUUUCUUAUAGAAACAUACUUUGAUAUCAAUUA